Messenger RNA from Callorhinus ursinus (northern fur seal), 2316 nucleotides. It is a transcript of the gene CDH19, whose product is annotated as cadherin 19. NCBI's taxonomy places the organism in Eukaryota, Metazoa, Chordata, Mammalia, Carnivora, Otariidae. Gene Ontology annotation, molecular function: beta-catenin binding; calcium ion binding; cadherin binding. Gene Ontology annotation, biological process: homophilic cell-cell adhesion; cell-cell adhesion mediated by cadherin; adherens junction organization. Gene Ontology annotation, cellular component: plasma membrane; adherens junction; catenin complex. The record is from RefSeq and is a predicted model, not a curated record.
AUGAAUUGUUGCUUAUUGCUACCUUUUAUGUUUGGAAUUCCUCUCAUACGGCCUUGCUUUACAGCAACAGAAAUCUCUACAACAGAUGAAGUUAAGCACCUAGUGGGUUCUCAUUUCAGAGUGAAGCGUGGUUGGAUGUGGAACCAGUUUUUUGUACCAGAGGAAAUGAAUAAGACUAAUUAUCACAUUGGCCAGCUAAGAUCUGAUUUAGACAAUGGAAACAACUCUUUCCAGUACAAGCUUUUGGGAGCUGGAGCUGGAAGUAUUUUUGUCAUUGAUGAGAGAACAGGUGACAUAUAUGCCGUCCAGAAGCUUGAUAGAGAGGAACGAUCCCUCUACACUCUAAGAGCCCAGGUAAUAGACGGCACUACUGGAAGGGCUGUGGAACCUGAGUCUGAGUUUGUCAUCAGAGUUUCGGAUAUCAAUGACAAUGAACCAAAAUUCCUAGAUGAACCUUAUGAGGCCAUUGUACCAGAGAUGUCUCCAGAAGGAACAUUAGUCAUCCAAGUGACAGCAAAUGAUGCUGAUGAUCCUUCAAGUGGCAAUAAUGCUCGUCUCCUGUACAGUUUACUACAAGGCCAACCAUAUUUCUCUAUUGAGCCAACAACAGGAGUCAUAAGAAUAUCUUCUAAAAUGGAUAGAGAACUGCAAGAUGAGUAUUGGGUAAUUAUUCAAGCCAAAGAUAUGAUUGGUCUGCCUGGGGCACUGUCUGGAACAACAAGUGUAUUAAUUAAACUUUCUGAUGUGAACGACAAUAAACCUAUAUUUAAGGAACGUUUAUACCGCUUGACUGUUUCUGAAUCUGCACCUGCUGGGACUUCAAUAGGAAAAAUCAUGGCAUAUGAUAAUGACAUUGGAGAGAAUGCAGAAAUGGAUUACAGCAUUGAAGAUGAUUCACAAACAUUUGACAUAAUUACCAAUAAUGAGACACAAGAAGGAAUAGUUAUAUUAAAAAAGAAAGUGGAUUUUGAGCACCAGAACCAAUAUCGUGUUAGAGCAAAUGUUAAAAACCGCCAUGUUGAUGAGAAGCUCAUGGAAUACCAUGUUGAAGCUUCCACCACUUUCAUUAGGGUCCAGGUGGAAGAUGAAGAUGAACCUCCUGUUUUCCUCCUCCCUUAUUACCUAUUUGAAAUCUUUGAAGAAAGCCCACAUGGAUCAUUUGUAGGCAUGGUCUCCGCCAUAGAUCCAGAUCAGAGGAAAUCUCCUAUCAGGUAUUCUAUGACCAGAAGCAAAGUGUUCAGUAUUGAUGACAAUGGCACAAUCAUCACAACUAACCCUCUUGAUCGAGAGAUUAGUGCUUGGUACAACCUAAGUAUUAUAGCCACAGAAAAAUACAAUGUGCAACAGAUUUCUGCAGUUCCUGUGUAUGUGCUUGUUCUUAAUGUUAAUGAUCAUGCUCCCGAGUUCUCUGAAUACUAUGACACAUAUGUUUGUGAAAAUGCAGGCUCUGGUCAGGUAAUUCAGACCAUCAGUGCAGUGGAUAGAGAUGAAUCCAUAGAAGAUCACCAUUUUUACUUUAAUCUACCUGUGGAAGACACAAAGAACUCAAGUUUCAUAAUCAUAGAUAAUGAAGAUAACACAGCUGUAAUUUUGACCAAUAGAACUGGUUUUAGCCUUGAAGAAGAGCCUGUCUUUUACAUAUCUGUCCUAAUUGCUGACAAUGGAAUCCCAUCACUUACAAGUACAAACACCCUUACCAUACACAUCUGUGACUGUGAUGACUAUGGCAGUACACACACCUGCAGGAAUAAGGACCUUACACUUGCCAUGGGAUUCAGAACAGAAGUCAUACUUGCUAUUUUGAUAAGCAUCAUGAUAAUAUGUGGGUUUGUUUUUUUGAUCUUAGGUCUGAAACAGCGAAGAAAGCAGACUCUCUUUCCAGAGAAAGGUGAAGAUUUCCGAGAGAAUAUAUUCAGAUAUGACGAUGAAGGGGGCGGAGAAGAAGAUACAGAGGCUUUUGAUAUUGCGGAGCUGAGGAGCAGCACCAUCAUGCGGGAACGGAAGACACGGAAAACUGCUACCGCAGAGAUCAGGAGCCUAUACAGGCAAUCCUUGCAGGUCGGCCCAGAUAGUGCCAUAUUCCGGAAAUUCAUUCUAGAAAAGCUUGAAGAAGCUAAUACUGAUCCUUGUGCCCCUCCUUUUGACUCCCUCCAGACCUACGCUUUUGAGGGAACAGGGUCAUUAGCUGGAUCUCUGAGCUCCUUAGGAUCAGCAGUCUCUGAUCAGGAUGAAAAUUAUGAUUACCUUAACGAGUUGGGACCUCGCUUUAAAAGAUUAGCAUGCAUGUUUGGUUCUGCUAUGCGGUCAAAUAAUUAG